AUGCACGUCCUUGCAGCCUACCCAGCAGCAGCUCCUCCGCUCGCGCUGCUUGCUGGCGUUCUCGACCACCGCUACAGCACAAAGGAGCUGAGACGACCGCCGACCAUGGACGACGUGCUGCGGCAGAUCGACGAGGGGUUCCGCCUCGCCAGGGAGCUGAUGGAGGAGCUCCCCGCGGCCCAGAAUGAGCCGACCUACCUCGCCGACCGCUGCCACGGCAUUGUCCAAGCCUACGUCGCGGCCAUCCGCAUGCUUCACCCGCACGGCGGCACGGAAGACGCGUCAUCGUCCCCACCGCCGCUUCGGCCUCCUCAUCAUCCUCCUCCUCACUUCGGCGGCGAUGGUAGUGGAACCGGUCAGCACGACCACGUCAUCCCUCAGCUGGACCUCCUCCGCCCGUUCCUCGGCGGUGCUCCUUCUCCUUCGGCGCCGUCGUCGUUCCCGCACAACCUCGGGCGCCUGCUGACAGAGUCAUCGUUCAUCAACACCGCGCCCGUGGUUGACGCGUUCGGCGCCGGCACAUCGUCAGGCAGCCCGGUGAGACGGCAGGGUUCGUCGUCGCGGUCGUCACCGCCGGUCCAGCCGCGGCAGCAGCACAGGAGGAGGAGAGAGAGAGGCGAGAGGAUGACAAUAAUGGUUCCGGUACAGCGGACGGGCAACACAGAUCAGCCACCGGACGAUGGCUACACGUGGCGCAAGUAUGGCCAGAAGGAUAUACUGGGAUCCAGAUUUCCAAGGAGCUACUACAGGUGCACUCACAAGAACUACUACGGGUGCGAGGCGAAGAAGAAGGUGCAGCGCCUAGACGACGACCCGUUCACGUACGAGGUCACCUACUGCGGCAACCACACCUGCCUCACCUCCACGACGCCGCUCCUUACCCUCCCAGCAGGCCCCGCUACUGCGGCCUCAACUGCCGCCAACAUGCUAACCAACUCCCCGACUGGUUCAGCAACGACAGUCCUCGCCGCCGGUCAGGACCCCUUCAUGGCGGCGGCUGAGCAUCCUGCACCGGCGCUGUCGACAGCCAUCCAGCUCGGCAUCAGCUGGAUGCCAUCAACCCUCGUUGGCUCCAGUGCCGCCGAGGGAAGCAGCGCUCAGGUGAACGUGAACGUGCCCGCCUCAGGAAGGGACACCGCCGAAUACCCUAUUAUGGACCUCGCCGAUGCCAUGUUCAACUCUGGCAGCAGCGGAGGGAGCAGCAUGGACGCCAUCUUCCCUUCUCAUCACGAUCGACGUGAUACCUAG
Miscanthus lutarioriparius is the source of this 1248-nucleotide messenger RNA. The record is from the annotation of a GenBank genome assembly. NCBI's taxonomy places the organism in Eukaryota, Viridiplantae, Streptophyta, Magnoliopsida, Poales, Poaceae.